Messenger RNA from Drosophila obscura, 723 nucleotides. RefSeq lists its product as uncharacterized. The record is from RefSeq and is a predicted model, not a curated record. Lineage: Eukaryota; Metazoa; Arthropoda; Insecta; Diptera; Drosophilidae. The transcript has 2 exons. The coding region runs from base 1 to 723 and encodes 240 amino acids.
AUGUUUGCAAAACGUAAAUACAGCUCCCUCUUUGCCGACUUCGGCUACGAGCAACAGGAAAAUGCGGCUGCCGGCGCUGGGACUAGCGCCCAGCAACAGUGCCAGCCGAAGUCACCAUUGGUCGAGUCCUCACAGCGUCAAAACAUUUCCUCCAUGUUCGUAAACUCAAGGCAAAAGCUGAACAGUUCAGUGGCAAUAGGCAGCAGUCCGAGACCAUCGCAUUGGAACACCAUGCAGUCCACAUGUUUGGAGUUAUUGAACAUCAGUUGCCCGACAAACCCUUGUAGGGCAAAAGCCUUGCCAAUCUGCUGGUCAAACAACUCCACUAGGCCCGCCAGCAUACAAAGGGAGAGUAGAGCGUCGCCUCGAAAGAUAUCUGAACUUUGGAGCGAAUUAAACGAGCAGUUGGAUGGUUCGACCCACGCAGACGCAUCCGAUGACAGCUACAUUGAUUCCCCGCCAGCAACACAACUAGCGCCGGAACAAACCCAAGUUGAAUACCUGCCAGCUGGCAGCUGCAAGAAGGCGGCCGAUCCUCGGCGCAUGCCGCGUUGUGUUAAAGGAGGCUACGUGGCGGAGUUCAGGGCAACGAUGAAGCGAGUUCGCAUGAACCAGCGCCAUCCAAAAACCACAGAUACCAGCCACACUGUCCGCGUGCUGGACAUCUCUACAGAGUGUGGCGUUCAUAUGGCCCGAAUGCAGUACGUGUCGGCUCCAGGCUAG